CAAUCAGAAGCGCUCUCACGCAAAGAGCUUUAUUUGAGUUUACCUGCACGGCCAGCGUGAUACCAGGAAGAGGUAACGUGAAUAAUAUUAUGCGUUAAAUAAAUCGACAUUGUAAAUAUAAGGUCACGUGGAUAAGUUUGGUGCAGUGAAGUGUUGUUGGCUCAUCUGUCAGCAGAAAUCCAGCGUGGAAGCCCACAGGAAUACUGUCAAUGUCUCUGCUGGAGGACAUCGUUGACCUGCUGAGAUGUGUCCUGGAAUACUUUGGAGUGCCACCUGACAUGUUGGUUCCAGUAUGGGACAGUACAUACUGUGGACAGUACCGGAGCAUAGUCCGAAUGAUUGGGACAAACCUUCCCCUCUCGCCUCAGCCCCGACUGCGGUUUCAGAUUCCUCUGCAGACAUUCAAUAGACAUGGCCAUAUUGAUGUGACUGUGGACACUCCGGCCAUUCCUACAUUCGCGGAUGUGGUGUGGCUGGUGGAGGAUGAAGGGGACUGCCACACUAAAUUGAGGAAUGUCGUCCCGUUGAGAAAAGCUUUUGAGAUUCCCUCACUGGGGCAUGAACGCUCAGUAUCCGUGUCUGUCCCGGCUCAGAGGGUGCUGGGACAGGGCACCCAGCCAGAGGCCCUGCAAAAGAUCUCAGCUCUGGAAGAGGAACUCCAGAGACUACGAGCACAGAUCGCUUUGAUAGUCACAGCUCCAGCAGGCCCUUCCAUUCUUCCAGCUGGUCCUGGCACUCCAUGCUCGACUCCUCUACCAGUUCCUGUCCUCACUUCCACUCCUAUCUGUCCUCCGCCUCCACCUCCACCACCACUUCCUCCUCCUGCUAUGGGCAGCUGCGUAGAGGUGUCCGUGUCAGAUGUGAUUCGACAAAGACAGGCAGCAAAAAAAGAAAAGCUUGCACAUUGUGGUCCAUCUGCUGGUACAGCGGCUGCUGCCCUGCCCUCCAUGUUAGAGGUGCUGAAAGACAUGAAUCAAGUCAAACUGCGUUCUGUGGAAAGGUCUCCAGGUGGAACGCCAGUAAAGAGACGGAGAAGUAAAGGUGUAGCAUAUUCAUCUGAUCCGGCAGCUCUUAUCGCCGAAGCGCUGAAAAGGAAGUUUGCACAUAAACAGAGGAACGAUUCGUUUGGUAAAGAAAACAACUCGGCUGAACCCUCACCUUUCAGCAGUCCAGACACUCCAAGAAUACUUCCCUACACCAGACGCAGCCAGGGACGCAUUCACCUUUGACCCUCAAGCUUAACAUCUUCCAGGAACAAAGUUGUGUCUGACUGGAUGGACAGAUUUCUUAAUGUUGGUUGCACUGUCUCUCUUUCCCUGUCCCCUUUCUCUGAAUUGAUCACAUGGACCUCUAUCUGAAUACACUGUGCAUGUUUUUGAGAUUUUUAUGCAGACACUUUUUUUUAUGCUUUUUUUUUUAAAGCUAACAAAAGAUCUCUGAAUGAAAUACUAUCAAGCUUUAAGUUUCAAAAAAUGGUACUUGGUUACCUAAAUUGUUCGUUCAUGUUUCUCAUGUAUUUUUAUUGUUUCCUACAAAGUGCUAAUGCAGUAUCACACUCAAAAGCAAUAAACAAGUGAUAAGCCU
This is a messenger RNA of Labeo rohita (rohu), 1584 nucleotides long. RefSeq names its product mitochondrial fission regulator 2 (gene mtfr2). The record is from RefSeq and is a predicted model, not a curated record. The transcript has 8 exons. Gene Ontology annotation, cellular component: mitochondrion. Gene Ontology annotation, biological process: mitochondrial fission; aerobic respiration. Lineage: Eukaryota; Metazoa; Chordata; Actinopteri; Cypriniformes; Cyprinidae. Bases 210 to 1229 code for a protein of 339 amino acids.